Molecule: messenger RNA, 1685 nt
Organism: Larimichthys crocea (large yellow croaker)
Lineage: Eukaryota; Metazoa; Chordata; Actinopteri; Sciaenidae
Product: serine/threonine-protein phosphatase PP1-beta catalytic subunit-like
Exons: 8
Coding region: 74-1057 (327 amino acids)
Cellular component (GO): nucleus; cytoplasm
Molecular function (GO): protein serine/threonine phosphatase activity
Source: RefSeq, a predicted model, not a curated record
GUGUGUGUGUGUGUGUGUGUGUGUGUGUGUGUGUGUGUGUGUGUGUGUGUGUGUGUGUGUGAGCAUCAGAAACAUGGCGGAGAGCGAGUUGAACGUUGACAGUAUCAUCUCUCGGUUACUGGAAGUGCGAGGAUGUCGUCCGGGGAAGGUCGUACAGAUGACAGAGGCUGAGGUUCGGGGGCUCUGCAUCAAGUCCAGAGAGAUUUUCCUCAGUCAGCCGAUCCUGCUCGAACUGGAGGCGCCACUCAAAAUCUGCGGUGAUAUCCAUGGACAGUACACAGACUUGCUGAGGCUAUUCGAGUAUGGUGGCUUCCCUCCCGAGGCCAACUACCUGUUCCUCGGGGAUUAUGUGGACAGAGGGAAGCAGUCGCUGGAAACCAUCUGCCUGCUGCUCGCCUAUAAGAUCAAAUACCCGGAAAACUUCUUCUUGCUCAGGGGAAACCACGAGUGCGCCUCCAUCAAUCGCAUCUACGGCUUCUACGAUGAGUGCAAGCGUAGGUUCAACAUAAAGCUCUGGAAGACCUUCACAGACUGUUUCAAUUGUCUGCCCAUCGCUGCGAUUAUUGAUGAGAAGAUAUUCUGCUGCCACGGAGGUCUCUCACCUGAUCUCCAGUCCAUGGAACAAAUCCGACGUAUUAUGAGACCCACUGAUGUCCCCGACACAGGCUUGCUGUGUGACCUACUGUGGUCAGACCCAGACAAAGACGUCCAGGGCUGGGGUGAGAACGAUCGGGGAGUUUCCUUCACCUUUGGGGCCGACGUGGUCAGCAGGUUUCUCAACCGUCACGACCUGGAUCUCAUCUGCCGAGCACAUCAGGUUGUUGAAGACGGCUAUGAGUUCUUUGCCAAGCGACAGCUGGUGACGCUGUUCUCUGCCCCCAACUACUGCGGGGAGUUUGACAACGCAGGCGGCAUGAUGAGUGUGGACGAGUCCCUUAUGUGCUCCUUUCAGAUUCUGAAGCCGUCAGAAAAAAAAGCAAAGUACCAGUACGGAGGGGUGAACACAGGACGGCCUGUCACUCCGCCUCGCACCACUCAGGCACCGAAAAAGAGGUGAGCAGCUGGCCCUGACUCUCCUGCUCUUUCCCCUGCCCCCCCGGCUGGUCUCUGGCCCACGUCCCUGCAGGCUGCCUCAAAACACUCCAGCCCUCUUCUCAGUCAGCUUGUCCAUGUGUAAACAGAAACUUCAGGAGUGUUUUUUUGCUUGUUCUGUGGGUAUUUUUAUGAACAUGUGAGUGGUAUUUCUUCCAUUUCUUUUGAUGCCAUGGUAUGUAUUAACUCAGCCCUUACUUCUACUACUACUACUACUACUCAGUCCAUUCAGCAAUAUUAAAACCAAACUUGUGGAAUGGGCACGGUGUUAAGAAAAGUCGCUUCUCUGCCUUCAGAUUAACAAUUUCCAUAGUGAUUUUGUGAAUGCAUGCACGCUUGUGAGAUUGAGACGGGUUCUUUGCCCCUAACCACUGUAAAAUCCAUAAAUCCUUCCAGACAACAGUGCAAAUUGAUUAAUUCACCUAAUUACUGCCAUUGCCCCUUUCUGUAUCGGCUGAAGCAAUAUGCUGCUUAAGGAAAUAUAUAUAUAUUUUAAUUUAAUUUGGGGAAAUAUGCUAUUGUGCUCUUGAAAACAGUAAAAUGAGAAGACCAGUGCCACUCUCAUGUACCACCAGCUCUCUUGAAGAUGAAGA